Molecule: messenger RNA, 1060 nt
Organism: Melampsora larici-populina 98AG31
Lineage: Eukaryota; Fungi; Basidiomycota; Pucciniomycetes; Pucciniales; Melampsoraceae
Exons: 2
Coding region: 113-1060 (315 amino acids)
Biological process (GO): tRNA wobble uridine modification
Cellular component (GO): nucleus; cytoplasm
Molecular function (GO): tRNA binding; S-adenosylmethionine-dependent methyltransferase activity
Source: RefSeq, a predicted model, not a curated record
ACUCCGACUCAUAUCGGUCCAACGGUCAACUUACUCAACCUCCUACAAAAUGAGGUAAAACGAUCCAGAUUUCUAGGAAAGAUUAUAGAAAACUUUAACAAAGACCUAAAGAAUGACAAACGAAUCUCAGUCCAAUGACGAAGACUUCUCAGCAGUCGAUUAUGAAAAGAAUCAUGUUCAUGAAGUUUAUCAAUCAAUAGCUCAUCAUUUCUCACAGACUAGAUAUAAACCAUGGCCGAUAGUGAACGAGUUUCUCAAAAAUCAGCCGAUGGGCUCCAUAGGUUUAGAUGUUGGAUCUGGAAACGGUAAAUAUCUCCAUGGACAUAAUCUGACAUUCAAUUCUCAAUCAUCAACAAAUUCUGAAAUUCCAAUCGGAGCCAAAGAUCCACAAUCAUUAUUGAAUGAAGAAUCAAGAUACCUUCUAAUAGGAUUAGACCGAUCAAUCUCAUUACUUUCACUUUCAUCAAACCAUCAAUCGAAUCCUGAAUUAUUAAAUGGAGAUUGUCUAAGUUUACCCAUCAGAUCUAAUUUUUCAUUUGAUUUUAUAAUUUCGAUUGCAACUUUACAUCAUCUUUCAACCUUUGAAAGAAGAUCUAAAUCUAUUCAAUCUUUACUUCAACUUAUUAAACCUAAAAAUAGAUAUGAUAAGAAAGGAAAACUAUUGAUUUUCGUUUGGGCUUUUGAACAAGGUCAAAGAUCGAAUCGAAGCUUUGAAAAUCGUAAGCUUUUACCAGCAAAAAGUCUCAAAGAUGAAACUCAGAUUAGAUUAGAAAAUAAAGAAGACGAAAAGAAAGAUAAAAUUCAAGAUGUUUUCGUACCUUGGGUCACACAAGAUCCUAGCACUUCACAACCUGUUACUUUUAAUCGAUUUUAUCAUUUAUUCAAAGAAGGUGAAUUGAAUGAUUUAAUUCAUCAAGCUGCAACAGUUGUUGGACUUACCCAUGUACCUCAAAAUCAACUCUCGAAUGUAACUUCGGUUCAAGAUUCUCAAAAUACUUAUAGGAUUCUGAAUCAUGGUUAUGAAGCUGAUAAUUGGUGGGUCGAAGUUGAAGUAGGCUAA